AUGCUGAACAGAAUCAUGCCAUUCUCCAUCAAUGCCCUCACUGUAACAGGAAAUUUCAGAAAACCAGUUUCAAGCAGCACAAGCCUCGAGUGCCCAAAGCUCACUGCACAGAUACAGGAUAUUUUUUCAUCAAUGAACCUGUCUUAUGAAGAGUUCCAUGUUCACAGUGAGAAGUCCCCAUCCCUGGUUGACAAAACACCUUGGUCCCCAUUUAGCAUGUUGGGUGACUUUGAGUUUGCAGAAAUUGCACUCGCUUCACUACUCAACCAGCAACAAGUCAAUGCCCUGCUGGAUCUCUUUGCUUGUGUCACACAGGGAGCUGUCCAAGUCACACUCAAGAAUGAUGCUGAACUUCACAAAGCAUGUGAUGCAGCUGCAAUGGAACUCACUCCAUUCUCCAGGGUCGAAGUUAAGGUACCAUACAAAAAGGAAGAAUGUACGUUCAAAGCACAUAUUCACCCACUGUGGGAGUGGGCACUUGAUAUCUUAGAAAAUCCAUUCCUUGGUCUGCACUUCACCUGGGAUGCACAUGUUGAGCAUGAACAUUUUUACAACAAGCCCUGGACCAGAGAUUAUUGGUGGGAUAUUCAAUUGAGUCUACCAAAUAUCAAGAACACCAUGCCAUUUGGCCUGAUCCUUUAUGCUGACAAAUCCAACCUAUCAUCUUUUGGCACUGCCAAGAGUUACCCUGUCAUUGUGUGCUGUGUGAACUUGCCAGUUGAGAUUCAGAAUAGCAAUGUCAUUGGCAGAGGUACUGUUGUCAGCUGGCUGCCUAUUGUCCCUGAAGAUGCCAAAGAAGAGGGAAAGCUAGGCUACACAACCCUCAAGUGUGUCAUUUGGCACAAAUCUUUUAAAAAGUUACUUCUGGAGAUUGAGCAGUGCUCGAAGACUGGAUGCAUGAUGGUACUCACUCAUGGUCACAGUGGCAAACACCCUUGCCCUGUUUAUGACCAAUUGAAUGUUGCAAGUUUUCCUCACUGGCAAAACCUCGCACACUUCAACCAAGUUAUUCAUGUCACUUUUUCAGAUGGUAACAAGCUGGCUGAUAUCUCCAAGCAAAUCUUCCACAUGGGGAUCAAUGUUUUGAAGAAGAGUAUAACCCCUGAAGGGUACCAGCUCCUCCAAACACUGAAGGUCCACCUCUGGAAGCACAUUGUUCAAGAUAUCUGCCUAAAGGGUGCCACAUGCAACUAUAGCACUCAGCCCAAUGAAAGUAUGCAUAAGCCAAUCCAAGACACAUAUGAACACUGUUCGAACAGUAGAGACAUUCCUGCUCAGGUCUUGUGGGUAGAUCAUCAAGUUCUUGCUACAAAGCUUCUCAGAUUGUGUGUUGAUCAGCUUGAGAAAUCUGUCUCUGGGGAAUCAGAUCCAGAAGUUGAUGUGCUUGGUGCACAUGUUGUCGCAACCCAAACCCUGAAAGACUUGGAGGAAAAUGGUCAGCUAGAUAUGGUGUUCCAUCAGUUCUGUCAAAGGUUCUGCGAGUUCCUUAAUGAUGCCCUUCUGGCAUAUGGAUAUCAAGUCAAGUCAUGGAUCUCCCUCCCCACUGACUUCACAGUUAAAGAAUACCAUUAUCUGCUGGUCAACUACAAGUCAACUGUCACUUGGAACCAGUGCACAGAUCAUCUCCGCUGCAACCUGUCAUUUUUUGACACAGGCAAUGAAGGUUACUUACUGUCUCUAGUGGCCUUCCAACCAGAGAAUUUUGAGCACAUUGCAGAUGUCUGUUCUGACCCAUCACUGUCUUGUCCUUUGCAAGCUGUCAACCAUCCUAGCAAGGAAACUGAAGACUUGCAACACACUCAGUAG
Molecule: messenger RNA, 1806 nt
Organism: Pisolithus orientalis
Lineage: Eukaryota; Fungi; Basidiomycota; Agaricomycetes; Boletales; Pisolithaceae
Exons: 17
Coding region: 1-1806 (601 amino acids)
Source: RefSeq, a predicted model, not a curated record